UUUUGAGUUGGAUUUGAGUUUUCCAAGGAUUUUUUCUCCUCUUUUCAUCUGGUUCCCUUUUCUUCUAAGGCCCAAGAGAGGAAGACAUGCUGUGGUCUCUAGCCCUCCACCUAGCAGUCCUGGCUCCUGCAAGUCUGAAAGCUUCCAUCCUGGAAAUGAAAAGCGUGUCAAUCACCAUGCAGAGUGGGGAAUCUGUCGAAAUCAUUUGUGAUCUUAAACAGGAUAUUUACUACAUCCACUGGUACCGAUACCAAGAGGGGAAGACCCUGCAACGCAUCCUCCACUUCUACUUCCCCAGCUCAAAGGUGGUGCUGGACUCAGGAUUCAGUUCAGAGAAAUACUAUGCUUAUAAAAACACACAGAGGAUCUGUAAACUUGUACUUGAAAAUCUACAAGAAAGUGAUUCUGGUGUGUAUUACUGUGCCGCCUGGGAUGUGCACCGUGAUUCAGACCUCCCCUAUACUACGCUUAAAAUUUUUGCUUGUGGCUGCCAACAGCCCUGGAACACAAGAUAGACCAACUCUUGUCUCCUCACUUCCUGCCCCUGGUUUCACUGUACUCUUAACAAUGAGAAACCCUGAGCUCAAUGCCUAACCGCCACCCUUCUAUCCCUUCAAGCAGCUGCAUUCCCCCCACCUCACAGAGUCUUCCUAAACUCCAAACUAAGAUCUCCAGACCUUAGCCAAGCAGUCUGGCUAAUAACAUAGUUCUUUCAGUCUUCUAGGGGCUGGUGGAGCCCCUUCUAAUAUGCUUCCUAGGA
Molecule: messenger RNA, 760 nt
Organism: Trichechus manatus latirostris (Florida manatee)
Lineage: Eukaryota; Metazoa; Chordata; Mammalia; Sirenia; Trichechidae
Product: T cell receptor gamma variable 3
Exons: 2
Coding region: 87-515 (142 amino acids)
Source: RefSeq, a predicted model, not a curated record